AUGACGCUUGGACGGACCGGUCGCGGCAAUUUGCCGCUUCGUGGCCGAUCGCGACGCUACGGGCUCGUCAUUUCUCGGGACACGUCAGAGCUCGGUGUGCGCCAUCGUCACGGAUGGUUGAGUGGAGCGCCGUGA
Molecule: messenger RNA, 135 nt
Organism: Protopolystoma xenopodis
Lineage: Eukaryota; Metazoa; Platyhelminthes; Monogenea; Polystomatidea; Polystomatidae
Source: the annotation of a GenBank genome assembly